GGCGUUCAUCUGGUUCUUCUCAUUAAUUGCUCUGGCCUCACACCUCACAGCCUGGUCCACAGGGAACGGAGGGAUGCAAGGCGGACUGCUCUCCAGAGUUUCUCGUCAAAUGUCGAGGUGUGCAUUCAUGUCGGAGGCCGCCAUCACUACCCAGCCUUUUUCCAUUCCCCAUGGCAUAUCCCGUCCAUCUGCAGUCCUGUCGCCGGCUGGUUGACGGGUGAUGGACAAGGCACACGCAGCUUUGAUUCUGGAGCGAACUGUACCGCCGCUACCCAACGUGGCGGUCGAUAGCUCCAGAACCAAAGCCCUUUCGCCCGCCCCCAUGCGACCAAGAAUAUGCAGAGUGCGUCCCAAGACUCGCCCUCCCUCAGCAAAGCUUCCGCCAGCUGGCAGUCUGCCCAGUCCAGCCCGCGGGCUGCAUGAUGCCGACAGCGAGGAAAGUAUCAUUGGACGCCUGGUAUCCCCAGUUGUGCAGAGUUGUGGCCCCCCUCGUAUCCCGAGAUUUCAAUACGGACCGCCCGACGCACCUUGUCGAUUGCCUUCCUUGUCGGUGCAACGACGAAACCUGGAAGACACCAGAUCGACACAACCUGGCAAGGGGAAUAACUGCCCUUCUGCACAGUUUCUGUGCAAUGCAACCCUCCGUACAUAAAUAUAGCUGCCAACCAUCCUCGGGCCGGAGACUGAGCGUGAGGUACCGGCAUGCACCUCAGCUCGGAACGGAGUACGGACAGGGCUGCCAUUCCUUCGCGAGGAUGGGACGGAUACUGCGUGCUGGUACUCUGCAUUAUGCACCCCAACGUCAUCCGCAAUCCCGUCAUCAGGCCACACUGUCAAUCACACAUGAAUCAUACCGGUUUGGUCUUGUGUCGGUCAGGUGUGUGUUGUAGACCUAAAACGCCUGUACAAUGCGUUCUGGCUGUUUUAGCUUGCAUUUGGCGGUAACUUCCUGUAGCAUCUACGCGGUUAGACUCUCGUUACUGAGUAUGCCACUGGCAAAGACACCGCCCCCAGUUUUCCAUCUCUGAGACAUGCUGUGUGUUGUUGCCAUUCCAUCUCGGUACCAGCUUCUGUCAUCGAUAACGCGCGUAAGCCGCGUUAACCUUAGCAGAACCGCCCUAUCGGAGAAGACUCACGUCCAACCUUUGGUGCUCCAACAGAGCGGUUUCCUUUCCCUUUUCCAGCAGGAACCCCAAGUUCAUGGCCUAUUCCCUGACCCCUGACAAGAUGUGCACGGAUGCGCUGUCGUGGUUUUGGAUGGCGUAUACCCCAAGCACCCUGUGCUGAAUAUGGCAAGGCCUCGGGGCUUUUGUGGUCUCCCUCGGUACGGGUGGGGAAGACGCAACCGCUUUUUGAAUCCGAAGGUGAAGAAGGAGAAGUGCAAUUGGUGCGUUCUGUGCCUCGUACUAUGCAGAUGUCUGCAUUUUUAAGUCAGGCCACCGCAGCAAUUAAUAGAACCCAUCA
Molecule: messenger RNA, 1464 nt
Organism: Ilyonectria robusta
Lineage: Eukaryota; Fungi; Ascomycota; Sordariomycetes; Hypocreales; Nectriaceae
Exons: 1
Coding region: 420-890 (156 amino acids)
Source: RefSeq, a predicted model, not a curated record